AUGGGACGCGACGAGUUUUCGUGCCUUGUUUUGCAGGAAUUACAUCGCUCAGACGUAUGGCAAGAAAUACACAUUGCCACAAAUCCCGAUGAGAAAGUUGACCGCGGCUCGCGGCUUUCGGUCUCUCCCUUGAAAAUCUUGGGUCAUUCGCUUGCAUUACCUGUUCACACGAUACCCACCAAAACAGAAUUCAAGAACUGGACGAUUCCACCACCAUUUUCCGACGUCAAUCCUUCUGCUCAACACGUUAUCAUUACAGCCUCUUUUGGCCGCAUACUACCCUUGAAAAUGCUCAAGUUAUUUGCUUCAGAUCGUCGACUCAAUGUUCAUCCUUCCCUUCUUCCCGCCUAUCGGGGUGCUGCUCCGAUUCAACACGCUAUUAUGAAUGACGAAAAGGAGACAGGCGUGUGUAUAGUGAAUAUGCUAAAGAGAUCAGAAGGCAUAGAUGCUGGUCCAAUUUGGGGGACUCAAACAUUGUCCUUGCCGGAAAAUGCAAUAUUCUCAGACCUACGCGACAAACUCGCGAUCAAAGGUGGACAGCUUCUCGUCUCUGUCCUUCGCGACAUGAUGGCUGGAAAAGCUGUCUCUAAAGCUCAGGCGCAAACGAAUAUUUCCUUCGCACCGACAAUAUCAUUCAAAGAUGCUACGCUCGACUUUACUACAAUGUCUGCAGAAGCCAUCGUCCGAACGUAUCGAGCUAUAGGACAUCAGCGACCUCUCACUGUAUAUCUGCCUACCAUCAAAACCCUACAAAUGCAUUCGCCCUCAGUACACGCUUCCCCUCCACCCUAUACACCUGCCGUUCCUGGGCGAGCGUGUUAUUCUAAACCAGACAAGGCAAUGUUGAUACGUUGUGCUGAUAACUCUGUCCUAUCCGUACUUAAGGUCAAGCAAGAAGGGAGAGCGCUCCUCGAUGCGAGGGAAUGGUGGAGUGGGGCAAAAAGUUUUGGUCUGGUGGUUGACAACGAAAUCAACUUUGAUAGUCAGGACGAUGUUGACCAGUGGUUAGAACCGGAGUUUAUUGGGUGA
Lentinula edodes (shiitake mushroom) is the source of this 1029-nucleotide messenger RNA. Its product is annotated as formyl transferase. Gene Ontology annotation, molecular function: methionyl-tRNA formyltransferase activity. The coding region runs from base 1 to 1029 and encodes 342 amino acids. NCBI's taxonomy places the organism in Eukaryota, Fungi, Basidiomycota, Agaricomycetes, Agaricales, Omphalotaceae. Gene Ontology annotation, cellular component: mitochondrion. The transcript is spliced from 6 exons. The record is from RefSeq and is a predicted model, not a curated record. Gene Ontology annotation, biological process: biosynthetic process; conversion of methionyl-tRNA to N-formyl-methionyl-tRNA.